This is a messenger RNA of Notodromas monacha, 2204 nucleotides long. The record is from the annotation of a GenBank genome assembly. Lineage: Eukaryota; Metazoa; Arthropoda; Ostracoda; Podocopida; Cyprididae.
GAAGACAUGUCUCGUGGUACUUUCAUUGCGCCUUCGGACGAUGAGGGUGUGCGAAGGUUUGAAGCUGAUCGAACGGAUGUGGACGCUGAAUUUAACACCAGCUUCACAUGGAAUCCCACGAGGAAUCUUCCGCUGAAGCAGCAACGAAAAACUUUGCCCGCUUACAAGCAUCGAGAUGAAUUGCUUUAUCUCUUGGAAAAAUAUCAAGUCGUCGUGCUUUGUGGAGAAACGGGCUCCGGAAAAAGUACCCAGGUUCCGCAGUAUUUGUUGGAGGCUGGUCAUUGCUCUCGUGGGAAAAUGAUAGCAGUGACUCAACCGAGGCGAGUUGCUGCGACUUCCCUCGCUGCACGAGUAGCUGAAGAGACAGGCUCUCGUCUUGGUGACGUUGUGGGUUACUCGAUAAGGUUCGACGACUCCUGGACACCUGGACGAACCAAAAUUAAGUUCAUGACGGAAGGGAUACUAGUUCGCGAACUGCUCGCUGACCCGCUUCUUCAACAAUACAGCGCAGUGAUGAUUGACGAGGUGCAUGAAAGAACAUUGUUCACGGAUAUUCUCAUGGGUCUCAUGAGGAAGGUAUCUAGGAAACGUCCGGAUCUACGAUUGAUAAUUUCUUCAGCCACAAUGGAUGCUGAGGAUCUUAGGAAAUACUUCGACUUGUCGAAACCAUCUGAGCCAAAGCAAACUGCCGCCAUUUUAUCAGUGGAAGGAAGAACUUAUCCUGUUCGUGCAUAUUACCUAGAGGAACCUGCGGCGGACUACGUGAAAGCUUCAGUUGACACUGUUCUGACCAUUCAUCGGAAACUCAAUACUCCCGGAGACAUUCUAGUUUUCUUGACGGGUGUGGAUGAGGUAGACCAUGCCGCAAGGUUGCUGGAUGAAGAAGUGGAGCGAAAUGUGAGAGAAAAUGGACGAAGAAGUGGAGAGAUGGAAUUGAGCAUUGUUAAAAUGUAUGGCUCGCUUCCUGCGAAGGAUCAAAUGAAGGCAUUUUUCCGACCUCCACCGAACACGAGGAAAGUGGUGUUAGCCACCAAUAUUGCGGAAACGUCGGUUACCAUUCCAGGGAUCGUACACGUGGUGGAUUGCGGUUUUGUCAAAGUGAGAUGUUUUUCUGCGGAUACGCAGACGGAUUCUUUGGGUAUUGUUUCUAUUCCGAAAUCAUCAGCAAUACAACGUGCUGGACGAGCCGGACGGAUGAAACCAGGAAAUGUGUAUAGGCUGUUUCCGGAGCAAGAAUUUGAUAAAUUGGAACCCACUUUGCCGCCGGAAAUCCUUCGUGCUGAUCUCAGUCCUGUGAUACUUCAAUUGAAGGCCCUUGGAAUCACUGAUGUACUCAGGUUUCCUUUUCCUGCUCGUCCUCCCGCUGCAAACAUGGCGGCAGCACUGGAGUUGCUUUAUGCGCUUGAGGCCUUGGAUGAUAAUGGGGAGUUGACCGAGCCAUUAGGUGCUUGCAUGGCCGAAUUCCCUGUGCCAGAUCCACGACUGGCGAAGAUGCUGUUGUCAUCAGGAGACUUCGGGUGCUCUGAGGAAGCGACUGCAAUUGCUGCUGUCGCUCUGGUUAAAUCAAUAUUCGUUGGAGGUGGAGGAGGUCAAAGGGGUUUGGUCGCUAGGCAGGCCAAACGAGGAUUUGAAGCUGCAGAAGGAGACUCAUUGACAGCGUUGAAUGCAUUUUUGUCAUUCGUGAAAGUUGGUGAUUCUGUGAACUGUAAUUCUGAUAAGAACGCAGCUGGGGAAAUACGAGCUCGUCGCUCACGUUGGUGUGCGCAAAACUUCCUGGAUUUCAAAGCUCUUUCACGAGCAUUGGAGAUUCAAUCCCAACUCAUCAAACUGUUGAAAAGGUUUCGAAUCCCGCUGGUUUCCGCAAAGGGCGACGCAGUCAGAGUUCGGCGCUGUGUUGCAGCGGGAUACUUCGCAAAUGCAGCUAUUUUGCAUCAUUCCGGGCAGUACAGAACCGUUCGUGGGGGAGUGGAGUUGAAAAUUCAUCCGUCCUCUGUCCUCUACGAUCAAAAAGCGAAACGAAUUGACAAGAUGGCCCAGUGUGUUGUGUAUACGGAAGUAUUGCACACGAGUGAAGUUUUCAUGCGGGACUUGACCGUUGUUGACGUCAACUGGUUGUUGGAGUUGGCCCCGCAUUAUUAUAAGCGUGGCUACCUUUUCUAACUGAAAUGAAAAUUUUAAAAUAUUUUCAUAUUUUUGCCGUGGUG